AUGACAACAACUCAAUGGAUUAUCAUUUGUAAACUUGAUCCUCCUCCAGACGCUCGAGACAGAAAUAAUCAACGCGUCACAAAGUUUGACCAUCGUACAUCAAUUACUAAAGACAGAGACCUCUUCCCAGAAGAGAAUUACGAAAACUAUCAAGUAGGAAGCCUAGUGCUGAAACACUUAAAACGUGACUGUAACCGAGAAGCUAACUCGCUUCUAGAUUGGCUGGAAAAAGGAAUCUACGACGCUCUCUCUAGACAUUACCUUCGUUCAGUAAUUUUCGGCAUAUCCCUUGAUCCCAAUGAACCUGAUAAAUUCGUAGAAUCGUACACAUUCACGGUAUCUUAUGUCAAUGGAGAGCCUUUUCUGAGAAUAGAAAAUGACUGUGGAGUAUUAGGUACAGGUAUGGAAGAGGUUGAAAAGAGUACACAACAACUGCUGAGGAGAUUGAUUUUGUUGACACAGACGCUAAAGCCACUUCCGGAUAAGCGCUACCUAACAAUAAAACUUUAUUACUACGAACAAAUCACACCGCGAGAUUACGAACCCCCAUUCUUUCGACCUGCUAGUGAUCCAAGCAAUAUGGAGACAAGACUCGAGAAAUCUAUAGUUGGACAAAUCAAAACUGGACAUCACGAUAUAGGGUUGGUGAUACAGACCGUGCCUGAUGCGUUCGAUAAUGAUGGUGAUGAACGUGCAGUAGAUACGAAUAUAGUGAAUAACAGAAAAGAAAAACUGGACCUUCUGGGAGCCUGUUCAACUCCAACUGUUGCUAGCACACCAACGAAAACGCACUACAAUCAGACAGUGACGUCAUCAUCAACAAUAACGUCAUCAUUACCUUCGUCUUCAGUACUAACGUCAUCAUUGUCAAACCGUCCCCCGCCACGCGAAACCACGUUACGUCAUGUAGAACCCAUAUGCCAAAGUACGAGACACGAAAAGGACAAGGAGAAUGUCAAUGAUGAAAAGAAGAUUGCGGAAAAGAAGCAAAACGAAGAUGAAAAAGAGGAAAGCGUAAAAAUCGUAUCAAUAGAUAUGGAUACUAGUGAGAUAGAAAAGACGCAGAUUACGGGAGAUAAGUGGGAUAGCAGAGAAUGCCGCUGUAUUUGUGGCGUAAAUUCGUUAGAUCAACUCAUGCUAUCCUGCCCUACCUCCUCCAAACUUUGCUCCGCUAUUCGUUCGUUAGGAAUAUCAGCUCUCUACCGUCGUGCCCUUUACCAAAUCUGGUGUUCUGGGUUUCCAUCGACAUGCAAACAAUUCUCGCUCAACCUCGGGGUGAAACCGUUUGUUGCACGCACGUUGCAGAAAAUGUUGGCCGAGGAGGGAUUUAUUGUGAGGCGGUCAGGUAGAAAGAGAGGUACUUCGCCAUAUGAAGUUGUGAGGAGUGGUGAAUGUAAGAAUUUGUUUGAGGCGUGGUUUAUCGAGUUUGAAGGACGAGAUGAACGGAUCAAAGAUGGUACGGAGCAUGAAUUGACAAUUGCGGAUGAAGGUCAGAAUAUGGCACCGACUUGUGUGCAGACGGACGAGAGUUCAUGUGGAGAGAUGAAGUCUUCUCACAUAGACGCAAUUCCAAGUCCGGCUUCCGACAAUUCACGUGAAGUCAACAUGUAUGACAUAGUGCCACCGCAUCAUCAUGGUCGUGGAAUGGAAGAGGAUAAUCCUUGCUCGCAAAACAAAAAGAGAAAAAUAUCCAUAAACUUUAAGCAUUUUGCGGGACCCAUGUGCUAA
This is a messenger RNA of Paraglomus brasilianum, 1728 nucleotides long. The record is from the annotation of a GenBank genome assembly. Lineage: Eukaryota; Fungi; Glomeromycota; Glomeromycetes; Paraglomerales; Paraglomeraceae.